AUGCGUGAAAAUCAAGAUGACGUGAGCCCGCAAGUAUGGAAAGAGUGGAUCCUGGAGGCAAUCAGACGGAUCCGGUUUCAGAAACAACGACCGAGCAUACAGCGCAUCUGCCAAGCCAUCGGUAGCCAUCACAAGUUUCACGAGGACAUUGUCGCGGAAAAGCUGGAGGAAGCGGUCGAGGCCGGCUCGGUGAUCAAAGUGUACAACAAGGGACUGCACUCGUACAAGGCACCAACGUCGACGCAGCGGCGCCUCGUUAACGUGACGAACGACAGCAAUCUGUCGCGGCUGGUCGCCAAAGCGGUGCGCGAUCUCGGCGAGUUCGAUGGUUCCACGCAAAAGUCCAUCGAAAACUAUGUGCAGCAAACGAACAAUUUGCACAUCUCGCCCGAUACCGACUUCAAGAGUGUGAUCCGAAAUUCGCUCCGCAUCGCGCUCGGCGAGGACACGGUCAUGCAGGAAGGCCGACUGUACAAACCCGGGCCGGUAUUUAAACCGCUAACGAAACGCAAAUCAGCGUCACCGAAAAAGCGCGGCGCCAAGCACUUGAAUCGUUCCGGCGAAGGCAGUGUUUGUGUGGUGUGCGUAGACGCGGAUGGAAACGUUUCCGACGACGACGCAGAACCGCUGACCCAGUGCCGGGGCUGUGGGGCCGGUUUGCACGAUAGCUGUGCAACCAACACCGACGGCAACAGUAAAUGUCCACCGUCGGUCCGGUUGUCGCGAUUGCUCGACAAAGGCAACGUUUGGCACUGCGAGGAAUGCAAGACGUGUGACGCCUGUGACGAGGACGACGACGCGAAGGGCGUCUGUUUGUUGGAUUGUUGGAGCUGUAAGAAAAAUUUUCACCUUUCCUGCCUAGAUCCGUCUCUGCCGGACACUAAGAAGUAUAAAGUUCCAUGGAGAUGUUCCGACUGCUUGAACCAUUCGAAGGACAGCGACAGAAAAUCGGGCAUCAUGCGACCAGUGGCCAGUGAAAAGAAGCGUAAAAGGUUGCUCACGGGGGACACGGAAGCGAAGGGAUGUGCCGAUACCCCGAGUCUAUCAGUACCUUACCGAAAUCCUUAUGACUCGCCGAUCGAGGAUGCGAUAGAGAAACAAACGCUUCCCGAUGGUGUUACGCUGCAAGACGCCGAACUUUACAAGCACGUAAGGGAACAGUCCACGAAGAUCGUGGUAGGCGUAUCGCGAUCGUCGAACAAACAUCCCAGCACCAACAGCCACAGUAGUGCCGAUCGAGGGCGACACUUUUCGCCCGAACGUCCACCCAGUCAUCACCACCACAACCACCAUAACCAACAGCUGGCGCUGGCAGCGAGCAGUGGCAGCAUUCUGCAGCAUUCACCGUCGAAGCUCAUGGCAGCGCAGGAACGUUGCCCGGCGGCGAUCGAGUUUGGAAAGUACGAAAUCGAAACCUGGUACUCGAGUCCGUUUCCCCAGGAGUAUGCUAGACUUCCCAAGCUGUUUUUGUGCGAGUUCUGUCUAAAGUACACGAAAAGCAAGGCCGUUCUGCAGCGACACCAAGACAAGUGCUCGUGGCGCAACCCGCCCGGAACGGAAAUCUACCGGCACGAUGGUGUGUCGGUGUUCGAAGUGGACGGCAACGCCAACAAAAUUUAUUGUCAAAACCUGUGCCUACUGGCGAAACUGUUUCUCGACCACAAAACCCUCUACUACGACGUGGAACCGUUUCUGUUCUACGUGCUCACGCGCUACGAUCGCAAGGGCUACCACUUGGUCGGUUACUUUUCGAAGGAAAAACACUGUCAACAGAAGUACAAUGUGUCAUGCAUCAUGACGAUGCCGCAGUACCAGCGGCAGGGCUACGGUCGGUUCCUGAUCGACUUUAGCUACCUCCUGAGCCGAGAAGAGGGUCAACCGGGCACCCCCGAAAAGCCGCUCUCCGAUUUGGGGCGCGUCUCGUACUACGCGUACUGGAAGUCGACCGUGCUGAACUUCCUGCACGAUCAUCGAUCCCGGACCUGCGGUGGUCGGACACCGUUUUCGCUGCGGCAAAUCUCACAGGAAACUGGCAUGGUCAUCCCGGAUAUCGUGCUCGCGCUUCAGCUGCUGUCGUUUGUCAAGUACCGCAAGAUUGAUCGUGGCGGCGGUUUCAAGGUGUACCAGCCGCUGGUCUGCAUCGACUGGCGGCAGGUGGACAAACAGCACGAGCGGAUGGUGCGGGCAAGAAUGCGACUGCGCAUCGAAUCGGAAUGCCUUCGGUGGACGCCACUGUUUUUCACGUCGGCCGCCUCAUUUUCGGAACAGGAUACCAGUCCAGCGCUGGACGUAAGUGGAGCUUUGGACGGAAGUGUGGUAAAAACCAAAACCGAAACGUGCAGCACUCCAAAGCAAGAGGAAUCGGAUCGUGAAGAUGAUGCAAGUGUCUCCGCUCCGAUGCCCGAGACGAGUGGCGCAGUUAGUGCUUCACAGAAGCAACAGCAGCCAGCACGGGAGAUGGGAAAAAGAAAACGCCGUGAAAAGGGUCUUUCCCCGGUGCCGGAACCGUCUGUACGAACGACGAAAGAAGUCACAGGCAGCGGAGUCGCUCACGCUACGCGUAGCAAAACUCCACUUGAGGAACAUUCCGAUGGCGACGAGUCACCGGUCAUCGGAGCGCGAGGUGCCGCUAAUGUAGGCCGGAAACGAAUUCGGGGCGCGGAACAGGAGCAAUCCUCAAAGCGCGACGCUGGAAACACUUUCGAGAGGCUUCGUAAACGACGUCGGUUAGAUUCGGAAGAGAAUGUGGAAGAGAAAUCCAGCAGCAGUUAUGCGCCGAAGGAUUCCUCACCCGUGCUGGCCCGCACUGGUGGUCUCAGGCGGAAACGGCUAAACCUUCGUUUGUCGGACUCCGAACAGGAAGGUGCGGAACCCAAACCAUUACCCAUGACGCCCGUUAGCAGAAGCAGAACGUCGAACCAGGGGCUGAAGUCGUUGAAAGAUGAGACAACCAGUGGACACAACAACUUGGAUGAUCAUCAGCAGCGCACGGUGGACCACGAGAGGAUGAAGACACGGGAUGCGGAAGCGACACUGGCGAGCGUAAAGCGAGGGUUGGGAAUGCGCAACUCAAAGCGAUUAGCUAGUGCCAGCAGUCCGGCCAAUAGCACCGAACCGGUGGAACCAACGGUGCAACCGGCUGAAGUGGCUUCGAUGGUGGCGGACGAAAAAUUGAAACCUUUUCGAUCAAUCUCGGCGGCGGCGGGAUCGACACGACAAAAGCAUCACAACACAAUCGUUGAAGUAUCGGCUCCGGUCGAUAGUAGUUCCUUAUUGCCUGCGGCUAGCAACGCUUCUGUGUCGCCUGGUAAGAAAGCUUCACUCGCGCCAGUCAUCACACCGCAGGCUACUGGCGGCAACACGAACAACAAAUCUCGCCAUAAACCACCUCCGGCAACUGUCGCAGGGCGCCAUAAAAAGGCAAGACAGGGCAAGAAGCCGAUCGUCAGUAUGGGCGAAGCGAGCGAAAGCUCGUCGGGUGAAGCGGAUGACGAGAUGGAGGAAGAAACGCGACGUCCACCGCUGACGGUCGCGGCUAAAAAGUCCCCGAGCAAUGCCACCGAAACCGCCAGCAAGCUUGGCGUUGUUUCACCCAAGGUUUCACCCCGGUUAGGUGAUCAAUCGUCCAGCCCAGACACUAAGCGGGUAAAGCACGAACCGGAGGAACGAAAUGGAUUGGUGAACCAAACGACCACCCACGGAACUAGCGUCAUAAACGAGUCCCUCGUGAACGGUGUGGAAAUCAACGAAAAGAUUUCGGUGAUAACAGAGUCAAAAAACUGCUUGAACGUUACUAACACCACAGCAGUCCGUAACUUGGCGACCGGUGAGGCCGCACCGAAGCAACCAUUGGAAAGUGGAAGAACAGCACGAAAUGUUGAUGAUUCUGUUUCGGUAGCUCCGCCUGCCGACGAUACCAUCAAAGCUGGCUCGGACGCCGUUGGCGAGCCCGUUCGAGUGGAGGAACCAGUGGGACGAUCGUCGAACAUUCCCGCGGGGACCGACGCAGGUGUGGCACACGGAGGAACAGCGGUUAGCAAUACGGCCAGUGUGUUGAAAAUUAACGAAAACUACGAUAAGCAUCAACACCACCAUCAGGAGGGUCGUCGGCCGAAGGUGAUUGUUGACUUACCACCGUCCACCGCCGUUGGUGAGCCGCCGAGAGCAGAAGAAGCGUCAAAAGUUGAGCCCGCAAUCGAUACGAGGAGCCAACAGCAGCAAGAUGCUGUCGCUAGGGUGUCUGAAGUUUCUGUCGCCACCGGCGGUGCGAACACUUUACAGUCCGACGAUAAACAUUCCUCCAAAAGCAGUAACGGCGAGCAGCAGGGAAUUAUUCAACAAACGCAACACCAACAUCAGUCGUACCACGCGGCGCAACAGCAGUCCUCGACGAUGGCCAGCGGGAUGAAUGUGGCCGUUCAUGAAAUGGCGAUGCAUAAAAAGAAGUUUAUGAAGACCAUGGAAGCGGAUCCACCGUCGACUAAACCAAUGGUGGUGGAUACACUGCAACCUACGCCAACAACGGUUCCUGUUGACCAGUCAGAUCCAACCGAUCUGCUGUCCGUCAUCAAACAGAACGACGAAGUAACGGGCGUUAAGGUGGGUAACAGCAGCGGCCCGACCAUUGCUACGCAACCAUCACAGCAAACACAGGCAGCAGUUGACGGUGCUGCAGCUGUGGCGACGCAAAAUAAAGAGCUUUACGAUGCCCCAGGUGGCUUAGAUGCGAAAAAGGAAAAAUCGACGAAUAGUACAAACACGGUCCACGGCCUCCAACUAGCGGCUUCAAAGGCGGCAAAAAACGAACCAACGAAUGCGCCAGUGGAGAAACAGAUGAAACUGGGCACCCAUCACACCGGUAACGGCGUUCCGCAGUCUACGUCCUCCGCCAUGGCAAUCGUUACAAGUGCGGCAGGUAACUCCAUCGUCAGCGAAGCAAGGAACAGCACCUACGGAGACGUUGUCAGUGGCACUCCGACCAAGCGCGGAAAGGAUAGAUCUGCCGGCAACAGUGCCGCUGCCAGCAGCGCCACCACCAACAGCUGUGCCUUGAGUGCAUCGAUGAGCCUUCCCGAAGAGACCAGCGCACAAGUUGUGGCUAAGCCCGCCAAAGGAUCUUCAUCGGUGAUGGCCGACCAGCAUCAGCAGCAACAGUCCGUUAAACGAUCCAGUUCACAGACGAACGCCGCUACCGCAAAGAGUGACCCAUUGUCGUCGGCCGCUGCGAUGACGUCUUCAUCGGUUGCCUCGAGCAAGCGGCAGGAUAGUGGCCGGAAGGAAGCGAUGAAAAACGUAGCCUCUUCGUACGGGGGCAACGGAGUGGGACCGAUGGCAACGGCAGUCAAUAGUACCAUGAAUCACUGCAAAGUGGCCCCGGAUCAGCAGUACCAUAUGCCCGGUGCCGGCAAAUCGAACAUGCCACAAAUGGACAGUACCGUUGGUGGAUCGUUGGGAGGGACCGGGAAUCCGAGUUCUAUCGUAGGUCCUAACGGCCCGAACAUGGGUCCGAUGGGAGGCAGCAUUGCAGUAAGCAUUGCCGGAGGAGGUGUUGUGACCGGCGGAGGUAUGAUGAUGUCCGGCGCGGGGAUGAUGGGCACCGCCAGUAAGCCGGGCUCGGAGUACAUGAUGAGCAUGAACUCGAAUGCGGCCUGUCGGCCAGAAAAACACACCCCAAAGCAUACGGCCAUGCACGAUCCAAAAACCACCAUCGAUCUGAACAAGGUGACCUCGCAGUUUGCGGGCAUCAAUCAGUUGCCAAGCUAUGCCCCGUCGCAGUACUGGCAGCUUGAUCCGUACUACCAUCAGGGCUACAACCUGUCCCAUCUCGAUACGGGCAAUCAGAAGUCACCGAACAAGUUCCAUCUCGAUCUGGCCACCAGCAUGGCGUACAGCAGUUUCCCUUCCAAUCUGUACUCCACGUUUCAGCACCAAGAACAGCAGUACCAGCAGGUACCACCGGCGCCGGCACCAACCCCAACGCCCUACCAGGCGAAGGAGCGCUCGAACGUGAAGGCAGAUCGGAAGGACCAGGGUUCCGGAUCGACCAACAAGCACGGAAAAUCGUCGAAAUCGUCCUCGGCUGCUGCGGCCACCGGUGACGAUAGCAGCGGUGGUGCCGGGAAGUUCAAGACCAGCAACCAAUCUGCGGAAGUUCAUCAUCUUGCACAUUCCACCCAACAACAGCAGCAACAGCAACAGCAGCAACAACAACAACAGCAACAGCAACAGCAACAGCAGCAACAACAACAACAGCAGCAGCAACAGCAACACGGUCAACUCUGUCCCUCGCCGUACGAUAGUAGUUUGCUGUGCUCGAAGGCCGUGGCUAGUGCGAAUCAGUAUCACCACCUGUCGGGCCAACUAGUGCAGCACCCACAGCAACACCCGCAGCACCAUACGCAACAUCACCAGCAACAGCAUCAGCAUCUUCAGCAUCCCCAGCAACAACAGCAUCAGCAGCAUCCACACCAACACGCCCAGCACCAACAUCCGCAGCACCAGCAGCAGCACCAGCAACAGCAGCAGCAACAGCAGCAUAAGUCGAUUCAGAAAAGCAAAAACGAUUCCACCAACAAGCUGAGCGAUUCCUCGUGUAUGGUGGCGGCCACCAAGCAGCAAGCGGCGACGGCGACCGAGCCACCCUCUUGUCAUGCGGCGGUUCAGCAGCAGCAGCAGCAGCAAACCCUUCAUCUGAUGAAGGCCACGUUCCCGGGAUCGGGUGAACCGGAUCUUCACUCGGACAGUAGCGCCACCGGCAAUCCGGCCGGUGACAUGAAGCAAACGGCCUCGUCGAUCGGCGGUGGCGGUCCUCCGCAGAGCGAUGUACAUUCCAUCGGUGUGUACACACCGGAAUCGACCAGCAACUCGGUGACCAGCCUGCACCAGUACGGUCAGUGCGAUAUUGACGUCAGCCAGCUCGGGCUCGAAUCGCCGGCAAGUAUAUCGAGCGAUAUGACUUCACAGAACUCGGCCGACGCGAUCCGGCCACCGAGUGUAGUCUCGCAGCACGUCGGAUCCUACUCGGACUGUUCCGUGCAUCAGCAGCAGCAGCAGCAACAGCAACAACAUCAACAGCAUCAAACACAGAUGCAUAUGCACACGCACCUCCCGGACAUGCACGCACACCUACCGGAAACGAGUCCUCAGCAUGCGCAACAGCAGCAGCAGAUGACCAUAAUCGCGAACAGCGGUGGCGCAGGUGGUGCUGGUGGCAACAACCGUGGCAAGCAACAUCCGGCCCAUCUGGCGCAGCAACAGAUUCCACAACACACUGCGUCGGGCGGAGGUCGAAAUGCCGCGACGCAGCGUUCCACCACUCCGAAGGUGUCCCGCAACACACCAACCCCAGGCGGUGGUGGGCAGCAGCAGCAGCAGCGGCACCAGAGCCGCACUACGCCACCCGUCGUGAGCAACGUCAUUCAACCGAUCAUCAGCCCAGGUCAUCAUCAGCAGCAUCAGCAGCAGCAACAGCAACAGCAACAGCAGCAGCAACAACAGCAACAACAGCAGCAAGCCGCAAUGCAAGCGGCCAGUAUGAAUCAACAGCAGCAGCAGCAGCAACAGUUGGCCCUCCAGCAACAGAUGCACCAAUCGUACGGUCAGUCGUUGAAUCACCAGGCGCACUCGCAAAACAUGCAUCAAGCGGCCGCCGCUGCCGCUGCGGCUGCCGUCGCAUCCGGUGGAGGAGGCUACCUCGGUCCGCAGCUCGGGCUGCCGGGACAAACCGUGCCACCGUACCCGCAGUCGCCGACCUCCUACGGCAGUGUCAUCCAGCACCGCAUGUCCAACAAUCACACCCCGGCGAGUCUGCACAGUCCGCACCAGCGGUUGGGUGCUUCGCCCGUGUCAUCUUGUGCCGUUUCGUCGGCAAACAACUUCUACGUGCAACAGCAGCAACAGCAGCAGCAACAACAGCAACAACAACAAUCCGGCGCCAGUGUAAGCCAUCCCGGUUCGCACACGCCGAUCCCGCAGGCACCAACACCGGUACCGACGCCCACACCGACGCCGACGCCACAGCACGAACCCCAAUCGUGCCAGGGACCGCCGGGGGCCGGUGGUGGCCAGCUGCAGCAGGGUGGUUCACUAUCCUGCCUGUCGAAGCUCCAGCAACUAACCACCAACGUGGACAUUUGCCAUUCGCCCGUAACUCCACCGCCGUCGGCGCACCAUGCUCCCCACCCGCACGGUCCGGGGGCCGCAGGAUCCGGUGGUGGUGGCGCACCGGGUGGGGCCGGUGCUAACAGCAUGGUGCAGAAUGUGGCCCGCAACAUCGCGACACCACCGAUCCAUUCGGCACAGAUGUCCACCAUCAACUACCACAAGUACUACGCGGGUAACAUGAACGUGCCGACGAUCGCCCAGAAUGCGGCGGCCGCGGCCGCCGUUGCGGGCGCUGCCCGGCGGAACGCUUCGUCGGCCCAGAUCCAGCACAUGGCCAACACGUCCAGCCGCGUAAGCCCGAACGUGGCGAUCAGCACCAACCUAAUGUCGCCGUACGGGUCACUCAACGGGUACCGGAUGACGGCGGCACAAUCGACCGGAACCGGUGGCUACAUCGGCAAUCCGGCCGCCGGCUUCAUCCAGAACCCGGCCCAGCUCGGGCCGGUGCAGAUGAUGAACAUGCAGUCCCAGUACCAGGACCCCAGUGCCAUCCAGCGGGCGCAGCAAAACUCCAUGUAUUCCUCAUAUUCGGCCUACCUGCCAGCCAUGAGACGCUAGGUGACACGCCGCGGUGGCGUAAUUGUAAAGAAAACGCAUGAACAUAGUGUAGUAGAUAGCCAAAAAGGGAAAAGCGAACUCUGCGCCGGAACCGGCCGGAGCUGUCAAAAAGAGGUUUGAGGUUUGAUGAAUCCUUGUUUCAGAAUCAUUUUGUUUUUAAGAGGCAAAGCCGCCCCCCGGGAACAUUACCGGGAUGCAGGGAUCGCGACCCGCCCGUACGGCCACAUUUCCUGUAUGGCACACGUUUGUAGUGUGCCUUUUCUUGUGUAUUACAACGCCAUUGCUCAAACGCAACGAUUUUAAACCGAUCACACACAUGGGGCCAGGGCAGGGCCGAACAGAUGAAGGCAGUGCCAGUCAGUAAUUUGUUCUCAUUAAAAAUUUCUACAUUGCAUUUAGUUUCUACCAAUUGUUUGGGUGUCAGUCCGGCUACACGGAUCGAUUGUGUGGCAGCACCACGUCAGCCGAGUCCACCCAAGAGUCAUUGUUUGGUUGGCGAAGCGAAUCGAAUCCCCUUUUUAAAAUGGUCUUAGUUGUGUAUUGUACAUGUUUAUUCUUUUUUCUUAAUUAUCGUGUAACGCGUGUGUGCGUCGUAGCUAUGUAAGGACGUUUCGGGGAUGAUCGGGGUCCUCCCGACGGAAUGCGCAGUCUAAAGUAAUGUCAAAAGGGAUAAUCAAAAGGCGCGCGCGUCUCUGUGUAAGUAUUUAAGAAGAGCACUCUCAAGUACCGCGCCACCGCUACACCGCUGCUUCGUGGCACCCGUCUUUUGUCCCACUUUGCUCGUUAUCCGUUGAUCACGUUUUAAUUCCUUCGUUUGUUCAGAGUGUAGUGUAACGCAUCGCGAACAUAGUGACAGGGAAUCUUCUG
Molecule: messenger RNA, 9588 nt
Organism: Anopheles cruzii
Lineage: Eukaryota; Metazoa; Arthropoda; Insecta; Diptera; Culicidae
Product: platelet binding protein GspB-like
Exons: 7
Coding region: 1-8721 (2906 amino acids)
Biological process (GO): nucleosome assembly; regulation of DNA-templated transcription
Cellular component (GO): MOZ/MORF histone acetyltransferase complex; nucleosome
Molecular function (GO): histone acetyltransferase activity; DNA binding
Source: RefSeq, a predicted model, not a curated record